Alternaria alternata is the source of this 2268-nucleotide messenger RNA. RefSeq lists its product as hypothetical. Gene Ontology annotation, biological process: mRNA processing. The transcript is spliced from 3 exons. NCBI's taxonomy places the organism in Eukaryota, Fungi, Ascomycota, Dothideomycetes, Pleosporales, Pleosporaceae. The record is from RefSeq and is a predicted model, not a curated record. Gene Ontology annotation, cellular component: spliceosomal complex. Gene Ontology annotation, molecular function: mRNA binding. Bases 1 to 2268 code for a protein of 755 amino acids.
AUGUACGGCUAUCCUGGUGCUCCGGGCUACAACCGCCCUCCGGGCUUCGCAGGCACUCCACCUGGCAUGGCUGGCAUGCCACCGCCUGGAAUGGGUCCGCCAGGCGCCGCACUUCCUCCAGGUGUAGCCGCUCCCCCCGGUGUCGCGAAUGCCCAAGGUCCACCAGCCAUGAACGCACCACGCGCUCUACCAUCCGGAUGGCAAGCGCCCCAGAACAUGCCCAACUUCAAUCUUAAUGCGCCCGUCAUCCGUCUGGGAACGCAGGGAGGACGAAGUGGUGCUGUCGACAGCCCUAUAGGCGGCCGAAGGGACAAUGCAGCACCACCCGGUCGUCGUGGCCUUGGCAUGGACAGAGACGGCGAUCGCAGAGACGGAGUUCAGCCCGUCAAUCCUCCAUCACGCGAAGACAUUGCACGGACCAUCUUCGUUGGUAACAUUCCCGAUGGCGUUGGAGGCGACGAGGGCAUGGAGCGCAUUCUGGAGACGGCAGGAAAGCUCGUGCGCUGGACGAGGGCUACCGAUGCCAACAACAAGCCUCAGACGUUUGGCUUUGCCGAAUUUGGAGACGCCCAAAGUUUGGAAACAGCCGCUGAGAUAUUCAAAGACGUGCGUGUGCCUACAAAGCGACAAAAGCCCGGCAAGCCGAAAGCCGAACCCGAAGGCGAUGAGCAGGACGAGGUGGAGACGACACAACUGCAUGUCAUGGUUGACGACGCCUCGAUCAAGUACGCAGAGGAAUGGAGCAAAACCCGAAACGAAGACGAAGCUACAGUUCAGUUCAGGCUGGAUAGCGCAAAGGAAGCCCUCUCAUCGGUUCUCGCCAGCUUCUUCCAUCCACCAAGCGCACCCAACGUCGACUACGCAGGAGACACAACCAUGCAAGAUGCGCAGGCACAAGAUGGUGAAGACGUGGAAGUCGCGUUUGUGAACCUUGCCAACGGUGAGGAUGAGCUUGCAGACAUUCCGGCAGAAAUGCGUGACAUUGUCGCCGCAGAGAUUGCUGCUUUCCGCGAUCGUUCCAAUCAACGCGAUAGAGAACGACUUUUGAAGGAAGAGGAACUGGAGGCAGAGGAGCGUAAGCGGAGUGGUAGGCGUGCAUCGCCACCACCUUCUGCGCCUACUGGUCCCGGAGGUGCUAAUGGCGUACCACUUGGCCCAAGAGCAGAGAGGGGUGUUCAAGGUGCCCCCAGUGGGCCCAAGGGCUCCCAAUUCCCGCGUGACUACCAAGGCGGAGUCAACUUCGUCAAUGGUGGUGCUAUAAACAAUGGCGUAUACAUUAACCGAGAGGAUGAUGACGACUCGGCCAGCGAUUCGGAACUAGAGCGCCGUCGCAAGAAGAAGCGAGCAGAAGAUGCUGACGAGGCAUACAAGAAGCAACUCCAACGCUGGCUCCAAACAGAGCGUCGCACCUUUGCCUCCGUCGAACGUACAAACGACUACUUCAAGAACAUGGACGCGGAACGCGAGAAGGCUCGUACUGCACAGGCGAAGCAACUCCGAGAAUUUGACGAUGAUCAGGAAGCAGCUUCAAGGCGCGAUCUCUACUACCGCGAUCACAGCGAUUGGAUCCGCGACCGCGAGCAGGUUCGCGGCCAAGAGGCCAAGGAAGAUGCUAUCGAUCGAGAGCAGGAGCGACGCGAGCAGGCGGCACAGAGGAAGCAGAAGGAUCAUGCCCGUGGACAGGCCGAUGCCUUUUUGGAAGAACAUGGAGAAGAGCUUAUGCGCAGGGAGGAGCAGCGCGAGCCAGCACACUUCAAGAUCUCCCUUGGCGCUGCAGCCAAGAAGCUUGAAAAGACUGCCGCUCCUCGUCGAACCGCAGCGGAUGUCGAAAACUUGCUCGAGGACGAAGAUCUCACGGACCAAAGCGGCUCUAAGAAGCGAACUCUUGUGCCCAUCAACUUCGACGCUGCUGUACGUGCCAAUCUUACACAAGAAGAAAUCGAAGAAGCACAACGGCAGCUGGCACGCGACAUUCCCAACGACAAGGAAGGCCUGUGGAAAUGGCCCGUUGCUUGGGAGCAUCUGCCUCAGAAGAACAUCGACAAAGACAUCAAGCAGUGGGCUGCAAACAAGGUUCUUGAGCUCACAGGUGUUCAAGAAGAGAUGCUUGUCGACGCUAUCGUGGACCAUUUGAAGAGUAAGGGCGCACCUCAACCACUUGUGGAGAACUUGGAAGUCGCUCUCGAUGACGAAGCAGAGUCUCUUGUGAAGAAGCUUUGGCGUAUGGUCAUCUACUACAGUGAGACAGAGAAGAGGGGUAUUAAGUGA